This is a messenger RNA of Apaloderma vittatum (bar-tailed trogon), 1073 nucleotides long. It is a transcript of the gene EIF2B2, whose product is annotated as eukaryotic translation initiation factor 2B, subunit 2 beta, 39kDa. NCBI's taxonomy places the organism in Eukaryota, Metazoa, Chordata, Aves, Trogoniformes, Trogonidae. Gene Ontology annotation, molecular function: guanyl-nucleotide exchange factor activity; translation initiation factor activity. Gene Ontology annotation, biological process: translational initiation. Gene Ontology annotation, cellular component: eukaryotic translation initiation factor 2B complex. The annotation marks the transcript as partial. The transcript has 6 exons. The record is from RefSeq and is a predicted model, not a curated record.
GCUUCACGGGCGCAGUGAGGAAAGCGACCAGCAAGAAUCCCUGCACAAACUCCUGACUUCUGGAGGACUGAGCGAGGAUUUCAGCACCCCUUACCCCCCCCUCAGAGCUAACGUUAUUGAAGCUAUUAAUGAGCUGCUAAUAGAGCUAGAGGGCACCACCGAUAACAUUGCCAUGCAGGCACUGGAGCACAUCCACUCCAACGAGGUGAUCAUGACCAUUGGCUACUCGCGCACCGUUGAGGCCUUCCUGAAGGAAGCCGCCCGCAAGCGGAAGUUCCAGGUCAUUGUGGCGGAGUGUGCGCCGUUCUGCCAGGGUCACGAAAUGGCUGUCCGACUGUCUAAAGAGAACAUUGAAACUACUGUCAUGAGCGAUGCAGCUAUUUUUGCUGUCAUGUCUCGAGUCAACAAGGUCAUCAUUGGUACAAAGACAAUCCUGGCCAACGGCGCCCUGAUUGCUGUGAGUGGGACUCACACGCUGGCACUGGCAGCUAAACACCACUCCACUCCGCUCAUAGUGUGUGCCCCCAUGUUCAAGCUCUCACCGCAGUUCCCUAACGAAGAAGAUUCAUUCUACAAGUUUGUGUCACCACAGGAAGUGCUGCCAUUCACGGAAGGGGAGAUCCUGGCAAAGAUCAAUGUUCACUGCCCUGUGUUUGACUACGUCCCUCCAGAGCUCAUUACUCUCUUCAUUUCUAACAUCGGGGGUAACGCGCCUUCCUACAUCUACCGCCUCAUGAGUGAGCUCUAUCAUCCCGACGACUAUGAACUCUAAUGCCGUGAAACACAUCACUCCAGACUUUUCCUGUCUUUCUCUUCAGAAAGAUAUAACGGCUGAUUAAAGUGUACUUUGCAAAGACAGGUUGUUGUGGGGAAUUUUCUCAGCAAAAGCAACAGAAGGCAAAGCUCUUCUACAGGUUUUCAUCUCUGUGCUGUGUUAGAAGCCACAUGGAGCUGCUAACCCACUUUGACUUUGAAAUGGCAAGGCAUACGUUUGACUCUCUGGGGCAGCUAAGCUGUUACUUUAAAGUGUGCUGCAAUAGAGGCUGUUUACAGUGAUCUCACUGUUAAGCACA